Molecule: messenger RNA, 2814 nt
Organism: Eptesicus fuscus (big brown bat)
Lineage: Eukaryota; Metazoa; Chordata; Mammalia; Chiroptera; Vespertilionidae
Gene: LRRN3
Product: leucine rich repeat neuronal 3
Exons: 1
Coding region: 215-2341 (708 amino acids)
Molecular function (GO): protein binding
Source: RefSeq, a predicted model, not a curated record
GCCUGCCGCUUCCUCUCCCGCAACAUGUGUGACGUUUCUGGACCGUGCGGCUGCGGCACCGGCACCUCGCCCCGGGGAGAAAGACCCUGCAGCUCCACGGCGCCCCUCGUUUGACACAUGACCCACCCUCCUCCUCCGGCAGCUCCCGCCGAACCCACCCGCAGUGACGGUGGAAUCCGCCAGGGCCCGUGACAUCUCCGCAGAGGAAGCUAAGAUGAAGGACAUGCCACUCGGGAUGCACGUGCUGGUUGGCCUGGCAAUCACGACGCUCGUGCACGCCGGGGAGAAGAAAGCGGAUUGCCCACCGUCGUGCACAUGUGAGGUCAGGCCGUGGUUUACGCCCCGAUCCACGUACAUGGACGCGUGGACCGUGGACUGUAACGACGUGGGCCUCUCCCACUUCCCAGCCAGGCUGCCUGCCGACACGCAGGUCCUGCUCCUGCAGACGAACAACAUCGCCGACAUCGAACACUCCACAGACUUUCCGGUGAACCUCACUGGCCUGGACCUGUCGCAGAACAACUUAUCUUCCGUCGACAACAUCAGCGUCAGAGAGAUGCGCCGGCUCCUGUCUGUGUACCUGGAGGAAAACAAGCUCACGGCGCUGCCCGAGAGGUGUCUGUCGGGGCUGAGCAACCUCCAGGAGCUCUACGUCAACCAUAACUCGCUGUCUGUCAUCUCGCCGGGAGCCUUCAUCGGCCUCCACAACCUCCUCCGGCUGCAUCUCAAUUCAAACAGGUUGCAGACCAUCGACAGGAAGUGGUUUGACGCCCUCCCCAACCUGGAGAUUCUGAUGAUUGGGGAGAAUCCAAUCAUCAGAAUCAAGGACAUGAACUUCGAGCCGCUGGUCAAUCUUCGCAGCCUGGUGAUAGCGGGCGUCAACCUCACGGAGAUACCCGACGACGCCUUGGUUGGGCUUGAAAACUUAGAGAGCGUCUCUUUCUACGACAACAGGCUGCGGAAGGUGCCCCGUGCGGCUCUGCAGAAAGUGGCCAACCUCAAGUUCUUGGAUCUCAAUAAAAACCCCAUCCGCAGGAUACGCAGGGGGGACUUCAGCAACAUGCUCCACCUGAAGGAGCUGGGGAUGAACAACAUGCCCGAGCUGGUUUCCAUCGACGGCCUGGCCGUGGAUAACUUGCCGGAUCUACGGAAGAUAGAGGCGACCAACAACCCCCGGCUGUCCUACAUCCACCCCCACGCGUUCUUCAGGCUCCCCCGGCUGGAGUCGCUCAUGCUCAACAGCAACGCCCUCAGCGCCCUGUACCAGGGCACCGUGGAGGCCCUGCCCAGCCUCAAGGAGAUCAGCAUCCACAGCAACCCCAUCCGGUGCGACUGCGUCAUCCGCUGGAUCAACAUGAACAAGACCAGCAUCCGGUUCAUGGAGCCCGAGUCGCUCUUCUGCGUGGACCCGCCCGAAUUCCAAGGCCAGAACGUCCGGCAGGUGCACUUCCGGGAGAUGAUGGAAAUCUGCCUCCCCCUCAUCGCGCCCGAGAGCUUCCCUUCCAACCUGGACCUAGAAGCCGGGAGCUGCGUGUCCUUACACUGCAGAGCCACGGCCGAGCCGCAGCCCGAGAUCUCCUGGAUAACACCUUCCGGCCAAAAGCUCGGGCCUCACACUCUGACGGACAGGUUCUACGUGCACUCUGAGGGCACCCUGGACAUAAGAGGCAUCGUCCCUGCAGACGGGGGCGUAUAUACGUGCAUGGCAACGAAUCUGGUGGGCGCCGACUUGAAGUCCGUCAUGAUCCAAGUGGAUGGUUCGUUCCCCCAAGAUAACAACGGGUCCUUGAACAUUCAAGUCGAAGACGUCCGGGCCAAUUCCGUUCUGGUGUCUUGGAAAGCGAGUUCCAAGAUUCUCAGGUCCAGCGUGACGUGGACCACCUUCAUCAAGACAGACACGUCCCGUGCCGCCCACAGUGCUCGCCUACCGUCCAACGUCAGGGUGUACAACCUGACUCGCCUGAACCCCUCCACCGAGUAUACCGUUUGUAUCGACAGCCCCACCAUCGACCAGAAAACCAGGAAACAGUGUGUUAAUGUCACCACGAAAGGGUUGGACCCCGCUGGGGAAGCAGACGGAAGGAGUCACAGCCCCACCUUCGUGGCCGGCCUCGCGGGCUUCCUGGGGAUUAUCGGUGUGCUGUGUCUCUUCAGCUGCCUCCCGCGAAACAUGAUCGGAGAAGCUGGACGUGGCCACGCGAGGAACUACUUGCAGAAGCCGACCUUCGCGUUCAGUGAGCUUUACCCGCCUCUCAUCGACCUCUGGGAAGCGGGCAACGAGAAAAGGGCGGCGCUGGAAGUGAAGGCCACUGCCAUAGGGGUGCCGACAAAUAUAUCCUGAAAACCACCAACCAGACCUACUUCGGGGGAGCUCCAGGCUGCUGGCCUGCUUGGGAAUGAAAAGGCAGAGGAACAGGACUUCCUGGGAGGAAGGUCCAGCUGCACCAAGGCUGCUCCGGCCAGUGGGAACAUGUACCAGUCCAGCAUCUUCAUCCACCGGCUUCAGAGGUACCGUGGCAACCAAAUAAACGAAGUCCAUUUUCUAGAACUUUCAUGUAACUUUUCUGUCUGGACUACAGUGGACAAAAAAAAACAAAACGUUUCUGUAUUUUUUUUAAGUAUAUAAGAGUAGCUGAACUGAGCAAUACCUCCUACUGUGUUGUAUCACACCUAUUAGCCACGAGUUUUUGCCGUGACCAGAUACACUUGAAUUGACACGUGGUGUAAUGAAAUGGACGAACUCUGUAGAGUAGACACCGUGAAUAUGUGGGCCUCUUUUAUAAGGAAAAAAAAAAUACAUUUUGGAUUAAAAUC